UGUUAUUAUCAUAUGAUUUCGACAUGAAUUAUCUUAUGCAAUAAAUUGUAGGUAUUUUCAAUAUUUAUCUACGGCAUAUUUAUUGCUUAAAUUGUAAAAAAAUGUGGGUAUUCGGAUAUGGAUCUUUAAUAUGGAAGGUAGAUUUUGCAUACGAGUUAAAAGUUAUAGGUUAUAUUAAAGGUUUUUCUAGGAGAUUCUAUCAACACAGUAUAGAUCAUAGAGGAGUUCCUGAUCAGCCAGGACGAGUGGUAACAUUAAUACCAAGUAAAGAUAUCAACAGCAAUGUGUGGGGGGUGGCAUACAAAAUCAGAGCCCAAGACAUAGAACAAGUGACAAACCAUUUAGACUUUAGAGAAAAAAAUGGUUACUCUAAAAAAAUUGUUAAAUUCUUCCCUAAGGAUAAGAAUCUUGAACCUUUCGAUUUAACGUUGUAUGUUGCUACUGAGGAAAAUGAAUCUUAUGCUGGGCCAGCCUCAAUAGAAGAUAUGGCGAGACAAGUUGUCAAAUCUAAAGGCCCCAGUGGUACCAACAAGGAAUAUUUAUAUAAUUUAGCCGACGCCAUGCGUCAAUUGGCACCUGAAGUGGUAGAUGAUCAUCUAUUCACUUUGGAAGCAGCCGUAAAGAAUUUAGACUCAGAUUCAGAUUUAAAAAAAAGUUAAUAUAUGUAUGAAUUGCAUGAGCGCAGCCUGGGGUUCAGAGCAAGUUUGGCAUAGGACUGGAUGAGGUCCGCAGACAGCAAUAAUAAGAGUCAUUAAAAAAUCCUGGCUGUGUUCGUGAACUAUACAUAAUUUUUGAGUAACUAAUUGAAUAGCAAAUUUUUAUAC
Achroia grisella is the source of this 824-nucleotide messenger RNA. RefSeq names its product putative glutathione-specific gamma-glutamylcyclotransferase 2. The transcript is spliced from 3 exons. Gene Ontology annotation, biological process: glutathione catabolic process. Gene Ontology annotation, molecular function: glutathione specific gamma-glutamylcyclotransferase activity; gamma-glutamylcyclotransferase activity. NCBI's taxonomy places the organism in Eukaryota, Metazoa, Arthropoda, Insecta, Lepidoptera, Pyralidae. Bases 102 to 659 code for a protein of 185 amino acids. Gene Ontology annotation, cellular component: cytoplasm. The record is from RefSeq and is a predicted model, not a curated record.